Messenger RNA from Spinacia oleracea (spinach), 1792 nucleotides. Its product is annotated as WAT1-related protein At5g07050. Gene Ontology annotation, cellular component: membrane. The record is from RefSeq and is a predicted model, not a curated record. Gene Ontology annotation, molecular function: transmembrane transporter activity. The transcript is spliced from 7 exons. Lineage: Eukaryota; Viridiplantae; Streptophyta; Magnoliopsida; Caryophyllales; Amaranthaceae. Bases 158 to 1423 code for a protein of 421 amino acids.
UCCUUAAGAAAACACAAGCUCUUUAACCAGCUUCAAGUGUUUUCUUCCUUACUUAAAAAACCUCACUGAGCUAGAUCUCUUACUUCAUACUUUCUCCUACAAAACUCGAACUCAAACUCGAACUCGAAAAAGACGAAAAAGAAAAGACAAGCUAGAAAUGGAAGAAAAAGGAAUUAGCCAUAACAACAGUUUGUUAGAGAAAAGCAAGCCAUACAUAGCUAUGGUUUGCCUACAAUUUGGGUAUGCUGGUAUGAACAUUGUCACCAAGGUUUCUCUCAAUGGUGGUAUGAGCCACUAUGUCCUUGUCGUUUAUCGCCACGCCUUCGCCACUGCUGUCAUUGCUCCUUUUGCUCUUGUUCUUGAGAGAGGAAUUCGGCCUAAAAUGACUUUGCUGAUAUUUGCACAGAUUUUUGUGUUGGGUCUUCUUGGGCCACUAAUCGAUCAGAAUUUCUACUACUUGGGAUUGAAAUACACAUCUCCAACGUAUGCGUGUGCCAUGAGUAACAUGCUUCCGGCCAUGACAUUCGUCAUGGCAGUCCUAUGCAGGAUGGAGAAGGUGCACUUAAAAAAGUUAAGGUGCCAAGCGAAAGUGGUGGGAACUUUAGUAACAGUGGCAGGUGCAAUGUUGAUGACAUUAUACAAAGGUCAUGUCAUCAAUUUGGUGUGGUCUUCUCAUGUUCGUCCUGCCCACACCACUUCCGCCGCUGCUGCCGCUGCUGCUGUUGCUGCCGCCGAUAAAGAUUGGGCUAAGGGUUCUAUUCUUCUCAUCUUAGCCACCCUUGCUUGGGCCGCCUUUUUUAUCCUUCAGGCAAUAACAAUGAGGAAAUAUUCAGCACAUCUAACAUUGACAACACUAGUAUGCUUUAUGGGCACCUUGCAAUCUAUUGUUGUGACUUUUAUUAUGGAGCACAAUCCCUCUGCAUGGAACAUUGGUUGGGACAUGAAUCUUCUUGCUGCUGCUUAUGCUGGUAUAAUAACGUCCGGAAUCGCAUACUACGUACAAGGUGUGGUUAUGGAGAAGAGAGGGCCGGUUUUCGUGACCGCUUUCAGUCCUUUAAUGAUGAUCAUUGUGGCUUUCAUGGGUUCUUUCAUCCUUGCUGAGAAGAUUUACGUUGGAGGUGUUAUUGGGGCUGUAUUGAUAAUGAUGGGAUUAUAUUCAGUACUAUGGGGGAAGUACAAGGAGUACAAAGAGCAAGAAGCCGAAAUUCCUGAAGUAAUCAAAGGUGGUAAUAACAACAAAGAAAUGGCUAAUACUAUCGUCGAAGAUCAUGAUCACCUUGAGUUAGACGAAUACGACGACGUUGAGUCACAAAGAAACGCCGUCGAAUUAGCUAGCCGUGUUCCGAACGUGGUGAUUAGCUCUCCUAUGCCACAACCUCCUAUGUUAGCCAUGGAAGCACCCAUGAAAGGAGGAAGAGUAUAAUUAUGUAGAGUUGUACUAUAAAAUGGGAGGUAUAAAAGGGUAAUUAAGUAUAUUAAUAUUAGGCUUAUGGAAAAGAAAAGAGGCUUUUUUGUAAUUUGACCUCACUUUUUCUUUCCAACCCACCACCCCCUAGUUUCUUGGUGUAUCGUGUGACAAAAUUAACAUAAUUUCACCCCCUUUUUUUUUUGAUAAUUUUGGGAUCAAAUAAUUUACAUAUAAUAAUUAAUGUACUUCCAUUGAUUUAGAGUGUACUAAAUGUAUGGAAAAUGAGGGAGCUUUCUGAAUAAUUAAUACAUGAUUUAAUGUGUAAACUGCGAUGUGUUUAUUUGAUUACAUACGUACUACUCUCUUCAUUCCAUAAAUAAUUAA